This is a messenger RNA of Xiphias gladius (swordfish), 3001 nucleotides long. Its product is annotated as cytochrome P450 2F3-like. The transcript has 9 exons. Gene Ontology annotation, biological process: xenobiotic metabolic process. The record is from RefSeq and is a predicted model, not a curated record. NCBI's taxonomy places the organism in Eukaryota, Metazoa, Chordata, Actinopteri, Istiophoriformes, Xiphiidae. The coding region runs from base 787 to 2262 and encodes 491 amino acids. Gene Ontology annotation, cellular component: cytoplasm; intracellular membrane-bounded organelle. Gene Ontology annotation, molecular function: heme binding; oxidoreductase activity, acting on paired donors, with incorporation or reduction of molecular oxygen, reduced flavin or flavoprotein as one donor, and incorporation of one atom of oxygen; iron ion binding.
UGUUUCGCAGUUAUCGUCCGCCGUUGACUCUGUGAUAUUGCAGACAGCCCAUCGGACUUUGAAUUUAAGUAAACUGCCGUUGCCUCUGUAAUAUUGCAGACAGCCCAUCGGACUUUGAAUUUAAGGAAACUGCCGUUGCCUCUGUGAUAUUGCAGACAGCCCAUCGGACUUUGAAUUUAAGGAACAGCCUCUCCCCGAGCAGAAUUUUAAAGGAUUUUUAAGGUUGUCUUUUAAUAUCUGUUUUUCUUUUUGUAUAUAUUGUAAUCAGUUCUUGGUGCCUGCUUUCUUACAAAACAAAAUAAAUGUAUCACUUCUAUAGAAAUGUAUAGUUGCUGUUACUACUACUAGUAUUACCUUUAUACGAAUUCCAAUGAAUCACUUGCUGCAGAGGAGGAAUCAUGUAUCUGCCUGUUAGGAAGUUAUUUUUCUUCAUACUCUCUAUUGUGAAAGUCAACAUAGAAUUUGAUUGGACGAAGGGCAAUUAAACAGUGAGGAGCAGACACUCCCACUGGCCUUCAAGAUAAAGUUUUAGUGCCAGAAACCUUUAGGCAGUAGUGUGUGUACAUACAUACAUACAUAUACAUAUUGACCCACUAGUCAUAGAGCUGAAAUCACUCUUGGCUACUUGUGCUCCCUCCCCCCUGCUCAGCUGCGUUCCCCGAAACGGCAUGAAACCCAGGCAGAGGGGCGUUCGGUGUAUUUACAUAAAAUGGUGAUCCGCUCAAAGACCUAGACCUUUACUCUGUCGCAGAGGAGGAAGCUCGGCAUCGUCUCUUGUGGAGCAUUAUGGACUUCUCUGGCACGUUGAUUCCAGCAGGGCUAAUCGUCGCUUUGCUGUGGCUGUUGAGGCUCAGGAGCCGCAGACAGCCUUGUUUACCUCCAGGGCCAGCAGGUCUGCCUGUUAUAGGAAAUCUGCUACAGCUGGACAAGAGAGCGCCGUUCAAAACUCUGCUAAAGCUCAGUGAAAGCUAUGGCCCCGUGCUGACUGUGUACCUGGGCCGUCAGCGCACAGUGGUUCUGGUGGGCUAUGAGGCUGUGAAGGAGGCACUGGUGGACCAAGCGGAUGACUUCACUGGCAGAGGACCUCUUCCUUUCCUGAUCAGAGCCACCAAGGGCUACGGUCUGGGGAUCAGUAAUGGAGAGCGCUGGCGGCAGCUGCGUCGUUUCACCCUCACAACCCUACGAGACUUUGGGAUGGGACGCAAGGGGAUGGAAGAGUGGAUCCAGGAGGAGGGCAAGCAUCUGGCGGCCCGCAUAAACAGUACCGGAGCCACACCUUUUGAUCCAACCUACUUCUUGAGCUGCACCGUGUCCAAUGUGAUCUGCUGCCUGGUGUUUGGUCAGCGCUUCAGCUACGACGACGGCCACUUCCUCUACAUUCUGCAGACAAUCUCCAAAGUCCUGAAAUUUGGCAGCAGUCCCUGGGGUCAGCUGUAUAACAUCUUCCCUCGGCUGAUGGAGUGGCUGCCAGGUCGACAGCACGAGAUAUUUGCCAGAAUUGAAGAGCUGAGAGAGUUUAUUAUGAAAAAGAUCCGGGAACACGAGGAAACGCUGGACCCCGGCUCACCCAGAGAUUACAUUGACUGCUUCCUCAUUAGACUCAGUCAGGAAAAGCACAUUCCCGUAACCGAGUUCCACUACGACAACUUGGUGUCAACAGUUUUGAAUCUGUACCUGGCAGGAACAGAAACUACCAGCUCAACUAUCAGAUUUGCACUAAGUGUACUGAUCAAGUACCCCAAAAUACAGGAGAACAUGCAGCAGGAGAUUGACACUGUGAUUGGACAGGAGCGUUGCCCUUAUAUGGAGGACAGGAAGUCCCUCCCCUUUACAGAUGCAGUUCUCCAUGAAAUUCAGCGCCUAAUGGACAUUGUCCCCAUGAGCAUCCCUCACUACACCCUCCAGGACAUCUCCUUCAGGGGCUACACAAUUCCCAAGGCUACAAUGGUUAUUCCCCUGUUGCACUCUGUGCUGAAAGAGGAAAAACAGUGGGCAACCCCUCGGUCCUUCAACCCCCAGCACUUCCUGGACCAGAAUGGCAACUUUAAGAAAAAUCCUGCAUUCUUGCCAUUUUCUGCAGGAAAGAGAUCGUGUGUCGGAGAAUCCCUCGCUCGCAUGGAGAUCUUCCUCUUCCUGGUGUCACUUCUGCAGCGCUUCACCUUUUCUUGUCCCGGAGGACCUGACAGUGUAGACCUCAGCCCUGAGUACAGCAGCUUCGCCAAUGUGCCUCGCGCAUACAAGGUCAUCGCCACGCCACGGUGAUAAAUGAUAUUUUUCAGCAUAGUCCUGUGUUUUCAACCCGUCAUCUGGCCUUCAACCUCUGACGAGUGCAUCGUUUGAUACAAAGCGACCUAAUUUCAUACCAGCGUGGAUCAAGCGCAACGACUUAUCUUUUUUUUCUAUCUCCUGUGCUUGUAACUUUGAUGUUUGCCGUGACUACAUCGAAAUGGCCUCCUCGAACCAUGUAUGUGUCGGUGCCUUAUUUUAGCUAGAGUACAUUACACUCUAAGUCUACGUGAAAUAUCCACAUUUAAGCAGUUAUUGUGGUUGAUCUGCAUUACAUCAAAUGGGAAACUGUUUAGUGUUAUUUUUCAUCUUUUGAACAAGAUUCUCAGUUAAUAAUCUCAAAUGCUUUGACGUUCAACUAAGGUUAAAGUUUUCACCAAAUGUUAAAAUGGGUUAUCAAAGAGAUUUUAAAGAGGCUGUCUCACUUAAGACUUCACUUAGUUUUUAAGGUCAUAAUGGUAUUUCUCUCCUUCCCUCACUUGUUGAGUUUAUUUAAACCCCCAGAAUACACAGUGCACACUGGAAUUUAUGUGCGGGGUUAAGGGUUGUUUUAGGUCAUUUAUGUCUAGGUAUGUUUUGUCAUUUCCCCACUUGACUGUAUGAACCUUUUCUGGGGUAUUUUUUUUCUGAAGAAAAAUGCACGAAUCACACACAGGAAUCGUAUACUAAUUUAUUUUAUAGGUAAACAAGAAAUACUUAGUGUUUUAUCCAAAUU